Phytophthora infestans T30-4 is the source of this 2007-nucleotide messenger RNA. Its product is annotated as serine protease family S15, putative. The transcript is spliced from 4 exons. The coding region runs from base 1 to 2007 and encodes 668 amino acids. The record is from RefSeq and is a predicted model, not a curated record. Gene Ontology annotation, molecular function: dipeptidyl-peptidase activity. Lineage: Eukaryota; Oomycota; Peronosporomycetes; Peronosporales; Peronosporaceae.
AUGUCGUCGUGCACCGAAGUCCAAGUUCUAGAGAACGUGUGGAUCCCCGUGGAUGCCGAAACGCGCUUGUCGGCGCGGAUCUGGCUGCCCAAGUCGUCCACUGCCAAAUUUUCGGUGGUGCUCGAGUACAUUCCGUACCGGAAAUCAGACUGGACGGCCACUCGGGAUGCGAGUAAUCACGUGUGGCUGGCCCAACGGGGAUUCGCAGUGGCAAGAGUCGAUAUUCGAGGUUCCGGCAACAGUGAAGGUCACUUUUACGGUGAAUACACUCUUCAAGAACUUCAAGACGGAGUGAUGGUCAUUGAGUGGCUCGCCAGUCAAAGUUGGUGUUCUGGUAGUGUGGGUGUGCUUGGCAAAAGCUGGGGUGGGUUCAAUGGACUGCAAUUGGCAGCCAUGGCCCCACCUGCUCUACGUGGAGUAGUAUCACUCUACUCAAUUGACGACCGGUAUGCAGACGACGUGCACUACAUGGGGGGCGCAGUAUUGGGGUCUGAAGCCUUGAGUUGGGCCACCGUUAUGUUCAGCUUGAACGCACUACUGAUGGCUCCGGAAACGGUAGGGUCGGAGGUAGCAUGGAAGCGACGAUACCAAGAAAGACUGGAGAAGCAGCUCCCGUGGCUACACGAGUGGCUAGCGCACCAAACUCGAGAUGAAUUUUGGGAACAUGGCUCCAUUUGUGAGACCUACGACAAGGUCAAGUGUCCGGUAUUGGAGAUCGGAGGCUGGAAUGAUGGUUAUUUCAACGGUGUGGCGCGGAUGAUCAAAGGGAUGAAGAAUUCUCCGAGUAAAGGCGUGGUUGGGCCGUGGAGUCACAACUGGCCGAAUAGUGCCACUCCUGGACCGCAAGUGGGUUUUUUAGAACUGUGUCGACAGUGGUGGGAGUACUCAUUAAACGAUAAAACGGACAAUUCAGCUACCAGAUUUCCGGACCUGCAGUUGCUCGUCAAAGACGAGAUCGAGAACCCGACGGCGAGGAUGUUUGAGUAUCCAGGCAAAUGGUGUGGCGUGGACGAUGUCGAGAAGCUAGAGCAGAAGUUUGUGACGUUCUACUGCUCGAGUGGAGAUGGCUACAAACUGCAGAAUACGGCGGAGCCACCCAGUACUCGUGAGCGUGUGAUCGGGUUUAAUAGCUUGCAAGGUGCGUGGAGUGGCGAGUGGCUGUCGUUUGGCGGCGAAGAUAUGCCCGGUAAUCAAUUGAAUGAGGAUGCAAUCUCUACCGGCUACUGUGUAUUCGUCAAGUCGAGCAAGCCGCAGGCCCUCAUCAUGGCGCGUUUGAGUGACGUUUCUCCCUCUGGAAAGUCGACUUUGAUCACGCGUGGUGUGCUCAAUUUGAGCCACCGUCAUGGCCACAAGCUCGACGAGCUAAGCCACAUGCCUAUUGGCGAGAAUACUCGAGUCACGUGGCAACUCAAUGCGUGCGCAUACACUCUACGUGCAAGCCACACUCUGGUGCUGUCCGUCACACCCAAUUACUGGCCGAUGGUCUGGCCGUCGCCCGAGCCAGUGGAGCUGUCAGUUUCCUUUGCUGAAUCGAAUCUGCUCAAGCUUCCUGUGCUACCUGAAGGUCCUACUCCUGUUGAGAACGCAGCGAGUUGCCCUGCUCCGCCGUUGGAGCGUAACUUGACCUUGUUGCUGUCGGAAACGGACUCGUCUCAACCCUUACAACGCCUUGUAGUCAACGAAGACCAAUGCAAAGAUUUGCUUGUUGACGAAGGAAUUGUUAUGGAAGAAACAGCGACCAAGACGUACACGAUCGACCCUCAAUGUCUCCACCCGCGUUUCGCCGACCAGGUGACUGCCGCUACGCAUGUCAACGAACUGAAGCUAAAGCAGGUCGAUUAUGCAGAGCACCCGGUACUACCAUGGAAGGUUCGCGUCGAGACAGACAGCUCCAUGGCUUCAGAUGAGACGACGUUCUUCCUCAAAGAUCACAUGAUCGUCCGUCUGAAUGAAGAGGUUUUCUUUGAAAAGACGUGGGAGAAGGAGAUCCCGCGCCAGUUUGUGUAG